Psammomys obesus (fat sand rat) is the source of this 438-nucleotide messenger RNA. Its product is annotated as prolactin-inducible protein homolog. Gene Ontology annotation, cellular component: extracellular region. Bases 1 to 438 code for a protein of 145 amino acids. Lineage: Eukaryota; Metazoa; Chordata; Mammalia; Rodentia; Muridae. Gene Ontology annotation, biological process: proteolysis; regulation of immune system process. The transcript is spliced from 4 exons. Gene Ontology annotation, molecular function: aspartic-type endopeptidase activity. The record is from RefSeq and is a predicted model, not a curated record.
AUGACUUCUUUUCAAAUUCUCUAUCAGCCCCGAGCUGUUAUACAUCUCCUGACUGUGUGCUUACUUCUGGAGACGGCCUAUGGUGAGGACAAUUGGAUCAAUCUACUUUCAAUAGAUAUUAAUGUUUCUCUGAUAGAUGAGGCAAAUAAGCUUGAAGUAAAACUCACAAUUCAAAAUAAUGUGAAAAAAUGUAUGGUGGUGAAAGUCAGUAUUGAGGACAAUCCAAACAUUACAUACCUUUCAGCUCACGCAACUUACACUGCUUGCAUUUGUAGCUUAAACAACUACUUCUGGGACAUUCAAAUCUCUGCAAAUACUGUCUUAAUAGGAAAGGCAGAAGUUGUUACAACUGAGAACAUAUGUCCUGAUGAUGAAGACAUAUUCCCAGUAACUUCCUACACAACGACUGUUUCACAUGAAAUCCUUGUAACAACAUGA